AUUCUGAUGUUGGUUCCUGGAAAGCCUCCAUUGUUGGAGGACGAGAAGCCGUAUCCAAUUGAAGCAGCACAGGCUUUUGCGAUGACUGUGGAAACCACUGCUUAUGCCUUGCUUCAAGCAUUGUCAAGGAAUGAUAUUGACUAUGCAACACCGAUUGCGAGGUGGCUAACGAUGCAACAGAACUAUGGUGGUGGAUUUCACUCGACGCAGACAACAUCAGGUGAAGAUGUGCGUGAUUUCAGCAAGGUGCUGAAAAAUAAGUUCAGAUCAAAGAAACACUUUGCCAAACAUCCUCGCUUGAGUUAUUUACUAGUACAAACAGUUCUAGAAGGCGAGAACCUUGAGAGUACCACGCUGAGUAUUGUUAUCCCGAUAGUUCUUUCGUAUCAGUCCGUGUGUAUUCCUGGGCGAAUGUGCUCGUGUGGUCUCAGGAGUUGCGGAGGUCACAGCUCUGGGACAGCCGUUUCAUCGCCCUAUGCUGCAGAACCUGCCCCGGAAGAGAGAGCCCAGAGAAUUGCCAAAGCUGUCCGCAAACAGUCAAUAGAAGUGAAGGAAAAUUGGGAACAACUGAAAAUCCGUGCGAGCAACUGGCAGAAACAGGUGGAAAAGGCGUUGGAGAAACUUCAAGAACUGCACAAAGUUCUGGAUGAUCUUGAGGCUCAUGUGAUAACAGCUGAGGGGGUCCACACUGGCAACCUCAAAAUUGGUCAUCCAGCAAGAAAUGGAUAUUUCUCACAUUUGUUGGCUGGUGAGGACGAUCUGCAAAAUCUGAGAUUGGGUUUUGAAAGACUGCAGCCUUUGUUUUGGAGAGAUAAUGGGAACUGCAGAUGCUGGAGAAUGCGAGAUAACAACGUGUGGAGCUGGAUGAAGACAGCAGGCCAAGCAGCAUCUUAGGAGCACAAAAGCUGACGUUUCGGGCCGAGAACCUUCUUCAGAAAAUGGGGAGGGGGUGCGGGUUCUGAAAUAAAUAGGAGAGAGGGAGAGGCGGAUGGAAGAUGGAUGGAGGAGAAGAUCGGUGGAGAGGAGAGUAUGGGUACGGAGGCAGGGAGGGGAUAGGUCAGUCUGGGGAGGCCGGACAGGUCAAGGGAGCGGGAUGAGGGGAAAUAGGGGUGCGGCAUGAGGUGGGAGGGGGGAUGGGUGAGAGGAAGAAUAGGUUAGGGAGGCGGGGACGAGCUGGGCUGGUUUUGGGAUGCAGUGGCAGGACAGGAGAUUUGGAAGCUUGUGAAAUCCACACUGAUACCAUUGGGCUGCAGGGUUCCCAAGCAGAAUAUGAGUUGCUGUUCCUGCAACCUUCGGGUGGCGUCAUUAUGGCACUGCAGGAGGCCCAGGUUGGACAUGUCCUCUCGGGAAUGGGAGGGGGAGUUGAAAUGGUUCGUGACUGGGAAGUGCAGUUGUUUACUGCAAACUGAGCGUAGGUGUUCUGAAAAGCGGUCCCCAAGCCUCUGCAUCGUUUCCCCAAUGUAGAGGAAGCCACAACGGGGACAGCGGAUGUUUUGGAUAUUUCUUAAGCAUUGAUUUUCAUUCAGAGUUGGUUGGAUUUUGCUGAAGCAAGAGACAUAACUCACUAUGACGUAGACAAUGUCAGAGUUAAUGUUUCGCGUCCUGUGACCCUUCCUCAGAUCUCACUCUUGACUGAUGCUGCCAGACCUGCUGAGCUUUUCCAGCAACUUCUGCUUUUGUUGCUGAUUUACAGUGCCCACAGUUCUUUUGUUUUUUACGACACAGACAAAACUUGAUCUCUGCAGGAAGCAUGAUGCUGCAUUCUCCAAAUUCCCUGCCUUUUUGUAAUAUAAUAUUGUCUUUUUAGGACAGAAGUGGCUUUUUUUUGUUUGUUUUAACUUCCGCACAUACUUUCUAUGCAGGUUAAAAGUCUACACCUUUUCAGUUCUCUGCUGCAUAAUGAAGACUUGGAACAAUUUUUUUUAUAAAGUCGAAAAUCAGUGUGGUUUGUUUUCCAAAAUGUGAUGUGUAAGUGCAACACUUGACAGUGUGUUCAUCAAACUAUUGUUUCCUUUGAUCUUUGUGUUGCAGAAAUUUCUAGAAUCAUUUCAUAUAUAUUUUUGUUGAGAUAUUUUAGCAGCUUUCCUGGAGCAAGUCUGUUUUCCUUCGGAUGAGACAAGUUUCAGACAUACUCCCUUUAUUAUGAGAUUUAAUUGCGGUGAAAUGAGGAUUUUUAUUCACUGAGACACACAUGACUCUAUGUUUAAAGCAUUGGAAAAUGCGUUCUGUUCGGACUGUCAUGUUAUCUGGUGUUUGGACCAGGCUUUCCGUUUAAAUGCAAGUGAUUAAGGAUGCUCAUGAUGCCACAUGUUAUUACAAGAGGAAAUGAACAUCCAAGUAAGGAUUUUAUGCCACAUUUAUACAUUGCAUGGACCAUGCAGCAUGGAUGCAGUGACUGAGUGAAAUGGCGUGCAGUGACUGAGUGAAAUGGCAUGCAGUGGCUGUAGGAAAUGGGAUGCAGUGACGGAGUGAAAUGGGAUGCAGUGACGGAGUGAAAUGGGAUGCAGUGACGGAGUGAAAUGGGAUGCAGUGACGGAGUGAAAUGGGAUGCAGUGACGGAGGGAAAUGGGAUGCAGUGACGGAGGGAACUGGGAUGCAGUGACGGAGGGAACUGGGAUGCAGUGACGGAGGGAACUGGGAUGCAGUGACGGAGGGAACAGGGAUGCAGUGACGGAGGGAACAGGGAUGCAGUGACGGAGGGAACAGGGAUGCAGUGACGGAGGGAACAGGGAUGCAGUGACGGAGGGAACAGGGAUGCAGUGACGGAGGGAACAGGGAUGCAGUGACUCAGUGAAAUGCUCACAGCGAAUUGCCCCCUCACUCCUGACCCGCUCACAGCGACUUCUCUCUGCAGUCCUGACCCGCUCACAGCGACUUCUCUCUGCAGUCCUGACCCGCUCACAGCGACUCGCCCCUUCAGUCCUGUCACAAUCACAGGGACUCGCCCUCUCCGUCCUAACCCGCUCACAGCAACUUGCUGCCUCAGUCUUGACCCGCUCACAGCAACCUACCCCUCCGUGCUGACCCGCUCACAGUGACUUGCCCCUGCAGUCCUGACCCCCCUCACAGUGACCUGCCCCCUCACUCCUGACCCGCUCUGCAUUGAGGAAACCAAGCAGGGGCUUGGGGACCGUUUUGCAGAACACCUCCGCUCGGUUCGCAACAAACAACUGCACCUCCCAGUUGCGAACCAUUUUAACUCCCCCUCCCAUUCCUUAGACGACAUGUCCAUCAUGGGCCUCCUGCAGUGCCACAAUAAUGCCACCUGAAGGUUGCAAGGACAGCAACUCCUCAUCCGCUUGGGAACCCUGCAACCCAAUGGUACCAGUGUGGACUUCACAAGCUUCAAAAUCUCCCCCUCCCCAACUGCAUCCCAAAACCAGCCCAGCCUGUCUCCGCCUCCCUAACCUGUUGUUCCUCUCACCCAUCCCUUCCUCCCACCUCAAGCCACACCUCCAUUUCCUACCUACCACCUCAUCCUGCCUCCUUGACCUGGACUGACCUAUCACCUCCCUCCCUCCUCACCUGUACUCUCCUCUCUACCUAUCUUGUUUUCUCUCCAUCUUCGGUCCACAUCUACCCCCCCCCCCCUCCCUAUUUAUUCCAGUUCCCUCUCCCAUCCCCCUCUCUGAUGAAGGGUCGAGGCCUGAAAUGUCAGCUUUUGUGCUCCUAUGAUGCUGCUUGGCCUGCUGUGUUCAUCCAGCUCCACGCUUUGUUAUCUUGGAUUCUCCAGCAUCUGCAGUUCCCAUUAUCAGUGGCCUUUUCCUCUUUGUCAAAGUUUGUGCAAAAGCAACACGAUAUGGGGCGGCACGGUGGCUCAGUGGUUAGCACUGCAGCUUCACAGCACUGGGGACCCAGGUUCAAUUCCAGCCUCAGGCAACUGUCUGUGUGGAAUUUGCACCUUGUCCCUGUGUCUGCGUGGGUUUCCUCCAGGUGCUCCGGUCUCCUCCCACAGUCCAAAGAGGUGCACGCUAGGUGGAUUGGCCAUGCUAAAUUGCCCAUAGUGUUCAGGGGCGUGGGUCUGGGUGGGAUGCUCCAACUUUUGGUGUGCACUUGUUGGGCCAAAGGGCCUGUUUCCACACUGGAGGGAAUCUAAACAAUCCUGUUCCCACAUCUCCAUGUUAUAACCCUGCUGAUCACUGCACACAGAGAUGUUUGAUAACAAAAGGAUAACAAUAAUAUUCAAACCCAGUGCUGGAGAUGUAUUUUAAAUACACUGAGGCCAGUGUCGAUCUCCAAUUCAACUUUUAUUUACAAAUGAACUGUCUUCAACUUUAGCACUGCCUCAUUCAGAGAUAGUUGCCAGGGUGUCAGCAUCUCUGACCCUCACACUUCUUAUCUGUCAGCCAGGGCUCCCUGAUUUGGGCUGUUAAUAUGGAACAAUCAGGCAACUCAUAUUCUGAGAGGUUCAACUGGCCGACCUGGUCACAAACCAGUGCGGUGUGUUCAUUGAAAAUCAAACGUACUAGAAAGAUACCAUUCCAUACCAGUGUAAAGGAAGGCAUGAGGCUAAACUGGGGAGGGAAGGGAACUGCUUAUUGGGGGUGGCCCAGAGAGUUGAAGAAAAUCGAAUGGGAAGAAGACCGUUUGAGACUGAGGGAGAGAGAUGUAAUUGCCUGAAUGAGGCAUUGCAAUUGCGAAAUGGAUUUUUGUGUGUACACCAUGUUCAGUUUCCCCGAUCUUAAUCUGUA
Stegostoma tigrinum is the source of this 4691-nucleotide messenger RNA. Its product is annotated as utrophin-like. Gene Ontology annotation, cellular component: plasma membrane. Lineage: Eukaryota; Metazoa; Chordata; Chondrichthyes; Orectolobiformes; Stegostomatidae. Bases 7 to 894 code for a protein of 295 amino acids. The transcript has 6 exons. The record is from RefSeq and is a predicted model, not a curated record. Gene Ontology annotation, biological process: synaptic signaling.